Messenger RNA from Lactuca sativa (garden lettuce), 2277 nucleotides. RefSeq names its product calmodulin-binding receptor-like cytoplasmic kinase 3. Gene Ontology annotation, biological process: protein phosphorylation. The record is from RefSeq and is a predicted model, not a curated record. Lineage: Eukaryota; Viridiplantae; Streptophyta; Magnoliopsida; Asterales; Asteraceae. Gene Ontology annotation, molecular function: protein kinase activity; ATP binding.
GAUGACAUUAUUUAUUGGCAGCUUCCUCGUUUUGGCAGUUUCAUUAAGCCCCACACUCUCUCUCUCUCUCUCUCUCUCUCUCUCUCUCUCCUUCCUGCCUUCGCAGGUCCUUCCAGCAAGCUGCAUACGAAUCUUCUUUCAGAGGAAACAUUAAAAAAGUCACUGUUGUUGUCAUUCAAUCACCUUUUCAAAGGGUUUUGGUCCUUUCGGAUUCUAGGGUUCUUGACAUGCUCUGUUUUAAAAUUAUUCUCGAUUCAAGAAAAUCAAGUCCUGUUUUUGUAUUUGAGUUCUUUGAAGCUUCCAAGUCAUUUCCAUAAAGAUUCUUCUGCUCUUCCAACUCGCUUCUCACAUGGCUAAAUUACGUCUGUCGAUUUGGUGAUAAGAUUUUCAAGACUUUUUGUUGACUCCAUGAUUCUUGAUCCAAAAUAUCUGAGAUAUUAGUAUAAAGUAUCACUACCCCAUCAAGAUUCAUCAUCAGUUUCCACUCCCAAAAAGAAAGAAACCCACAAGGAGAAGCGACUAUCUUUUUAGCAAUGGCCUCCAAAAAAGAUGGAAUAUUCAUGUUCUUGAAAUGAGAAUGCAAGUUUUUGUAUCAAGUUUUCUACUAUUGAUGCAAUUACCGAUCAUAUUUACCUCUCAAUUAUCACAUACAAAGCCUUGUGAAACAUAUAAUAUUCUCUAUUCGAGUGAUUUUGGUCUUUACUUAAACGGAGAAUUAGUAAAUAAAGAUUGGUUUUGCAAGUUCAUCAAGUUACACAAUGCAAAUCACUGCUUCAUCGGUAAAAACUUUGUGAAUCACUGCUUUGAGGAGGAUCUUUUUUCAGAUGAUUUGCCUGUGGAGGCUGGGAGGAGAGUCUUGCGUGAUUUAGUUAUAAAAGAAACUAAAAAAUCGGUUUUUAGAACAAAAUAUAUGGCCAUGGGAGGAACAGGAAUGUUGUUUCUUUGUUGCAGUUUUAUUUGCCCUUGUUUUUUUCGAUCUAAAAGAAAAGAUACAGAUGAUGCUGCUCUUGUUAAGGACUCAAAUUCACUGGAGAGUGCUCCAUCUGUAGAAAUGAAUUCGGUAUCCGGAAAGAUUCCCGCAAGUCCAUUGCGGGUCCCACCGAGCCCCGGUAGAUUUUCAAUGUCCCCAAAACUUGAUAGGAUUGGAUCGGUUCAUCUAACAGUGAGUCAAGUUGCAAGAGCUACUCAAAAUUUUUCACCAUCAUUGAAAUUAGGUGAAGGGGGAUUUGGAACUGUUUAUAAAGCUCAACUACAAGAUGGUCAAUUUGUUGCCAUAAAAAGAGCAAGCAAGGAACAUUUUGAUGCUCUAAGAAGUGAAUUUAGAAGUGAGAUUGAGUUACUUGCAAAGAUUGAGCAUCGAAAUCUUGUAAAAUUGCUUGGUUAUGUUGAUAAAGGGAAUGAGCGUCUUAUUAUUACAGAAUACGUGUCUAAUGGGACACUUAGAGAACAUUUAGAUGCGGUUCAUGGAAGUUGCUUGGAUUUCAGUCAACGGCUUGAAAUUUCAAUUGAUAUUGCUCAUGGUUUAACCUACCUUCAUUUAUACGCAGAAAAACAAAUAAUCCACCGAGAUGUGAAAUCAUCGAACAUUCUUCUGAAUGAGAGGAUGCGGGCCAAAGUGGCGGAUUUCGGGUUUGCCCGACUUGGGGCAGCUGAAUCGGGCAAAACACAUGUUAUGACUAAAGUCAAAGGGACAGUCGGGUACCUUGACCCGGAAUAUAUGAGAACUUAUCAACUCACUCCAAAGAGCGAUGUCUACUCUUUCGGUGUUUUGCUCAUAGAAAUUCUUACGGGCCGUCGACCCGUUGAGUCAAAACGGGUACCCGAGGAAAAGGUCACAAUUAGAUGGGCGUUUGGGAAAUACAACAAAGGCGAAGCGAUGGACUUGGUGGACCCGCAAAUGAGGGAAGCCGUGGACGAGGAGAUUUUCGAGAAAAUGUUGAGUUUGGCGUUUCAAUGUGCGGCCCCCACCCGAGCUGAUCGGCCAGACAUGAAGACAGUUGGAGAGCAGUUAUGGGCCAUUCGUAUGGACUAUCUUAGACAAGGAAGAAGAGGGUAAUUCAAAAGCUUUGAAGUUUCUUGUAUUGUAGAUUUCUAGCUUUGUAAAACUUAAAAUUUCUCCUCUUAUUCUAGAUUUGCUUCUUGUAAUGUUUUUUUUUUACCAAGAGUACAAGUAUACAAUGCAUAUUGUUACAUAGUACAAGAAUUUGAUGCAUCAUCUUAUUUUGGUUGUAUCUAUAGAAAUAUUGCAAUGAAUAAUAAUCUUUUUUUCGUCUUUUA